AUGAACAGACAAGCGCAAAACAACCCGCCCGCGAGGGUUGUGUAUCUGGGGUCUAUUCCCUACGAUCAAACGGAGGAACAGAUUCUCGACCUGUGCUCGAAUGUAGGCCCAGUGGUGAAUCUAAAGAUGAUGUUUGACCCGCAAACUGGAAGGUCAAGAGGGUACGCCUUCGUCGAGUAUAAAGAUCUGGAAGCAAGUGCCAGUGCAGUGAGAAAUCUCAAUGGCUACCAGCUGGGUAACAGACACUUGAAGUGCGGGUAUUAUAGCGGGGGAGACUCGGGGAUGCCUGGGGGACCGGGAGUCGGUGCUGGUAGCAGCGCAGGCAUGCAAAGCGACGAAAACAAAAACCCAGCAUUUUUGGGACUGCCGGCAGGGGUAGAUGUAAAUAUCAAUAUGACUACGCCCGCGAUGAUGAUUUCUAGUGAGAUAGCAAGAGGGUCCAAACAAGAACAACUGGACCUCCUACGAGAUUUACAGGCAAUGGCACGCAACAACGCGGAGCUGUUCACUAGCUUGCUCGAAGAAUGCCCGCAGCUGACAUUCGUUGUUGCAGAGCUUUUACUGACGUCAGGACUCAGCACGGUUGACGACUUGACGCAGUUGGCUGUACAAAACGUCGCUUCUACCGCCAACCCAGAGCCCAACCAGGACCCGAAAACUCUAGAGCAUCAGAAGGAGCUACUCAGACAAGUGUUGCAACUGACGGAUAGCGAAAUUGCCGUCUUGCCCGAAGACGAGAAAAUGUCGCUGUGGGAUCUCAAGCAAAAGGCCAUGCGCGGCGAAUUCGGUAUGAUAUAA
Messenger RNA from Lachancea dasiensis, 798 nucleotides. The record is from the annotation of a GenBank genome assembly. NCBI's taxonomy places the organism in Eukaryota, Fungi, Ascomycota, Saccharomycetes, Saccharomycetales, Saccharomycetaceae.